Molecule: messenger RNA, 2574 nt
Organism: Helicoverpa armigera (cotton bollworm)
Lineage: Eukaryota; Metazoa; Arthropoda; Insecta; Lepidoptera; Noctuidae
Exons: 1
Coding region: 252-1760 (502 amino acids)
Source: RefSeq, a predicted model, not a curated record
GUCCUAGAUUGUUAGUACCUACAGCAAAGUAGGUGAAUGCAGUUUAUACUAACCGUAGGUAAUUAGUCACCCAUUCUCAUUGUAGACACCGGAAUAUGUCUCAAUGGCCGUCUGACCCGGCACCAUCUAUUGUCAGCCGGACAAUGUUGUUGACCGCGGAGAAAACAAACAAUUCAUAUAGACGCGAUUAGGGACAACCACUUCCAGUUAAUAUUGCAGAGAGCAUCUGAAAACACGUGGAUGUAGCUACUAUGCGUCGCUUUACAAUAAUAUUGUGUUUCAUGUCGCGAGUGAUUUACGGAACAUACACAGUUCAACACCACUCAUAUUCGGAGCACAUGUCAAGAAAAUCGAGAUCAAACAUGCCGCAGGUGCUGCAAAGUGGUUAUGUUUACAGACACUUCGAUGAACCUGGACAGUUUGUUGGCAUCGAAAAGCCUGUUGUUAUCCCUUAUGUGCCGCAAAACCCCACGUCUGUUGAAAAAUUGAGGAAUGAUCCGCCACCAACAUUUGAUUACGUUAUCUCGCCUCACACAACCCCAUUUACAAAAAGGGACAUAGACUAUGAAAUAGCGAAAUCCGCAUCCAAAGCUAAAUAUGAAACUUCGAGAAUGAAAUCAGACAACAUGUAUGAUAAACUGAAGUCAGUGAUGCACUACCACCCUCCCCCGGAUAAAGAGUUUGUAUCUGGGUAUGACGGCAGCAGUGAAUACCGAAUAGACGAUGACGACGUAAGGAGCAGUUCUAGAAGUUCAUAUGACAGUUGGCCAUACUUUUACCAUAGCCCUUAUGAAUAUGCACAUGACAAAGAUAUGUAUGAUGCAGAAAAAGUGAAAGACAAACGUUAUGUAUUAGAAGGAAUUCAAAGUAUACCAGUUUAUGAGGUUACAGAAAACGAUACUCCUGCCGGUUAUGCUGCAAGCCCUGGAAGUUAUUAUGAUGUCACCGACAACCCUAUAACAGGAGAUGAGCCAUUUUUUUCAUUUGUUCUUAAUGAUUAUUUUGAAAGGAGUGGUUACGACGAGGACCCACUUUCAUUUAAAGGAUUGGAUUGGGGCAAAGAUUUCGACCAUGAUAUUUCAAUGCCUGAAGAUAAUGGCAGAAUUCGACGAUUAGAAAACAGUAAUUAUUAUUCAACUGUACCUCCAUUAACAAACACAGAAAGCCAAGAUGUCUAUUCCAGAUAUGCAAAUGCAGAAUCAGCAGCAACUAAAGGUAAACGACAAGAUCAUGAAUUCGACAAACGUGAAAACGGUGCAAAGAAACAUUCUGACCAUAAAACUGAGUAUGAAAACAAAUUAAAUCGAUAUAAUGGAUUCAAAGAUUUUCUAGACACUUUUGCAAAUAAGUUCGGCUCAGAAGAUCAUAAGAAAGAUUCUAAAAUAAUUAAUCAAGUAAAUCGAGAUAAAGGUGAAAACAGGAAAGGUUUUCACAGAGUCUACCACAAGGAUGAAUACCAAGAAGACAAAGAAUUCUUCGAUAACAAUAACAGCAGCACAAGAGGAAUAGAGAGGGGCAGUUCUAACGCUCACCUGGGUGGAUCUGAAGCUUACUUGCGGUCCCAAGCAGCCGCGGCAGUUGGAAACCAAUCGACAAAUGCCAACAAUUCAGGAAACACAAGGGAUCAAAAGUUUGAGAAGACUCACACAGGACAUGACAAAUCAAAUGCAGUACAACACAGCUUCAACAAGUACAUAGACGCGGCAAAGAGAGCGGCCCUCAGCAACGAAGCAGAUUAUGCAGACCACUACAGGAUAUGACAGGAGGCGAAACAUUUGAGUGAUAUACUCAACCGCGACACUCAAAAAGUGACGACAGACUGUGCAAAGUGAGUGACUGAAAAAGUGGAGUUUUGCGGAGGUUUAAACAAUUCGGAAUUGUGUUUAGAGAUAAUAGACUAUCAUAAUGGUCUAGGAAAUCAUAAUAUGUUUGUUGAUUUCCUUUUCAGGGUAAACAACCGAAUGGACUGAAGGAAGACAAUAAGUCGUAACAUUCAUAGCGAUGACAUCGCUCGCUGUUAUUUUUUUUAUUAUCUGCUAUUGUAGGGCAUUGUUUUUUUACCUAGCUGAUAAGUCUUUUUUACUUCAGGUGGGCAUCACGAUCACGAUCCAUCGCUGCCUCUGUUUUAGAAUAGCAUUGAACUAAUCAUCAUCAUCCUCCUGCCCUUAUCCCAAUUUUAUUUGGGGUCGGCGCAGCAUGUUUUCUUCUUCCAUACUCUUCUAUCUGCCGUCAUCUCACAAGUAACAUUCUUUCUUGAACAUUGAACUAAUCAUUAAAACCUUAAUGUAGUUCACUGUAACUGCAAACUGUGCGAUACAUUAACCUUCACAUAACCUAACGAUUUUGACCAUGUUGUAACGUUUAUAGACUAUGUAGGUAGACUGAUUGAUGAUAAGUCCCCAAAAAUCAAUUGUUGCUUUAAGUAGGUACGAGUUUUAAAAUGAAACGGCAAAACUGUGUAAUGAACAAUAUUUUUAUAAUGUUGAUUUACAAUGCAAAUUCGAAAUAUAAAAUGUAAUAUUUAAGCUAGGUAUAAGCGAUACACACAAAGCUACCUUAAGAUAUGUAUUUCUU